UCUAUGCACUACACCACACUCCAUCUCUUUCUAUAACCUCUUUCUUUCCUUUCUAUAACCUCUUUCUAAAUGUCUCCACCCCACCCCAACCCUCAUCUUCAUCAUCACUCAUUCACCAUUCUCCUCUCUCUCUCUCUCUAAAUGGUCAUUCACUCACAAGUUCACAACACAACUUUUGAGAGACACAUACAUUCACAACCCUUUUAAGCCCUUUUCUCAUCUAUCUUUUUUAAGAUUUUGUUGAUAUGAUUUGAGUAAGACAGUUUAGUUUAGUUUCUUUUUGAGAUAUAACAACAUUGCAACAUCUGGCUGAGGAAUCAAACAAAAGGAGGUAGCUAUAGCUUGCUAGGCCAAUGAAGAGGAACGGUUUGAUGAAAGACUACACUCAUGACCACAGUUGUGUCAACAAGAACCCAACAACAACAAAAGACUUCUCCCAUGUUGUUGCCAACUGCUAUAACAACAACCAAAUGGCUAAAGAGUUUUGGGAGUGCAGCAGCAGCAGCAACAUCAACAAAUCUCAUCAUCACAACAUUCACAGCAAUAAUAAUAUUGCAGAUCAGGACUAUGUGAAUGGCUUCCCAUGGCCACCAAGAUCAUACACUUGCAGCUUCUGCAGAAAGGAGUUUAAGUCUGCUCAGGCACUUGGUGGACACAUGAAUGUUCAUAGGAGGGAUAGAGCAAGGUUGAGGCAGUCAUCACCCCCAACUCAUGAAGUUCAAGGUCAAGCUGCUGGCCCUAUAAGGCUCAACCUUAAUCUUAACCCUAACAACAACUCAGCCUCAUCAUCAUCUUUAUCCUUGUUACCACCACCACCAUCUUCAUCUUCAGCAACUACUACUACUCUUAAGCCUGUUGUCACUUGCACAUUGCCCUUGUUUGUUUCUCCCACUCCUCCUUCACCUUCUUCUGAGUUGAAGAGAUGGGUUGUUGUGGAUGGCAUUGUGUUGAACCCUUUGAGCAUAAUGACCACCCCAGAGCACUACUCCAAGUCAAAGAUUCCAGAAUCUUUUUCAGCUGGGGUUGGAGAAUAUCAUGAUCAUGCUUUUGCAAGGGAAGAUGGGUGCAAAAUGUUGAAGAAGGGUGAGAUUCUCAGGAUGGACUUGGAGAUAGGUUUGCCUAGAGGUUAUGAUUUGGAUCUGGAGCUUCGUUUGGGUACUACUUACUCUUAGGUCACACGGUUAGUGAGGUAUGAAGAAACCAGCAUGUGUAGCAGUUAUUAUUAUCAUAUUUCUCUAUGUUAAUUUUCAAGUUAAGGUUUAAUAGGCAGUGAGAAGAUUGGAUGGUUAAGUUAUUAAUUUGAAGUAGGUAGGGUCAUAUCAAAUGGAAAUGUAUCUAUACUAACCAUCUUCAACAUCUUAGCUAGCUAGAAUAUUCUAUGUUUAUGAAGGCUUUCACUUCCAUUACUUAUUAGUUACAGGUGAAAAGCUUUCACUUAUCAUUUCCUAAUAUCUGAAAUUUAAUGCUAGUUCUUGUUUUAUAGCUAGCUAUUGUCAAUUGUUAAGCAGAAAUGAGAAUGUUUUAGACGUGCGUGAAUUAA
Molecule: messenger RNA, 1540 nt
Organism: Glycine soja
Lineage: Eukaryota; Viridiplantae; Streptophyta; Magnoliopsida; Fabales; Fabaceae
Product: transcriptional regulator SUPERMAN-like
Exons: 1
Coding region: 354-1172 (272 amino acids)
Source: RefSeq, a predicted model, not a curated record